AUGUAUCCUAAUGAAUCUGUCCUUUCAGUGGUUUUGACUUUACACUCUUUGGAAUUGCCUCAGAUGAGCAUUUAUCCUGUAUUAACAUUUGGAAUAAUGACAUACUUGAUUGUUUUACUUUGCAAUUUAACAAUUAUCGUCACUAUUUGCUUGAACAGAAAUCUUCACAAACCAAUGUACAUACUGCUGCUCAACCUGCCAAUCAAUGACACAAUGGGCUCCACAAGCCUUUUUCCUCAUCUGCUGUACAGCAUCUGGUCUCAGGACAGGUCAAUAACUUACUCGGCAUGCUUGACUCAAGGCUUUUUUAUACACUUUUAUGGUGGUGCAUCUCACGUAAUUCUUAUGGUCAUGGCAUUUGACAGGUAUAUCGCAAUCUGCUUACCACUAAGAUAUGGAGCUAUUAUGACUCCAAGCAACCUAAUGAGAAUCAUAAGUGUGAUGUGGUUCAUUCAUUUUGUUAUCAUAUUUGUGCUUUUCUGUCUUCUAAUGCCUCACAGGAUUUGUCAGACGUAUAUGGCAGAUCUUAUCUGUUAUAACCCCUCUUUAAUGAAGAUCAUGUGUGAAGACACAACAGUGAACAAUAUGUAUGGCUUGUUUAUUUUAUCUUUAUACCACAGCCUGCCGCUUUCUGUUGUGGCUUUCACAUAUAUCCAUAUAUUAGUCACUUGUGUUACUAAUAGGCAGUCUGAUGCAAAGAUGAAGGCUCUUCAGACAUGUGGGACCCACUUGGUCGUCUUUCUGUUCUUGGAGUUCAACACUCUUUUUCCUCUUAUUGCACAUCGGGCUGAAAGUAUUCCAGCUCAUCUACGCAGAGUGUUUUCUAUAUCUGUCGUUAUAUUUCCUCCCAUUGUAAAUCCACUUAUUUAUGGGUUUAAAACUAAAGAAAUUAGGCAGAAAAUUGAAAACUUUUAUAAGAGAAAGAUUAUCAGAGUGCAUUGA
Danio rerio (zebrafish) is the source of this 942-nucleotide messenger RNA. RefSeq names its product odorant receptor, family 71, subfamily AR, member 1 (gene or71ar1). Gene Ontology annotation, biological process: signal transduction; G protein-coupled receptor signaling pathway. Gene Ontology annotation, cellular component: membrane; plasma membrane. Gene Ontology annotation, molecular function: G protein-coupled receptor activity; olfactory receptor activity. The record is from RefSeq and is marked provisional. Lineage: Eukaryota; Metazoa; Chordata; Actinopteri; Cypriniformes; Danionidae.